Paraphaeosphaeria sporulosa is the source of this 1679-nucleotide messenger RNA. RefSeq names its product pyridoxal-dependent decarboxylase. The record is from RefSeq and is a predicted model, not a curated record. Gene Ontology annotation, molecular function: carbon-carbon lyase activity; pyridoxal phosphate binding. The transcript has a single exon. Gene Ontology annotation, biological process: carboxylic acid metabolic process. Lineage: Eukaryota; Fungi; Ascomycota; Dothideomycetes; Pleosporales; Didymosphaeriaceae. Bases 25 to 1536 code for a protein of 503 amino acids.
UCUUCUUUGGAGAUAUCUCUCGAAAUGCAUUCCGAUCCAGAUACGUUCUCUCAGCUCGCUUCGGCGAUUUCUGGCCUUCACCUUCAACCACCACCUGAAAACGUUCUUCCGUCGGAAAACAUCGUGACUCAGGCACGCGGAAAAUUGCAGACAACCCUUUCAUCGUCCGGCGUGGGCUUCGAAGAAACAAUCAGACAUAUCCGCGAAGAUCUUGCACCAGGCUUCAAUGGUUCCAGCCGCUCACCCAAUUACUAUGGCUUUGUGACUGGCGGCAGCACGCCUGCCGCGGCACUUGCCGACAAUCUGGUCACUAUUUACGACCAAAAUGCCGCAGUUCACUUGCCCCAAGAGUCAAUAGCCACAAACGUGGAGGAUUCCGCUACUUCGCUAUUGGCUCAGCUCCUAAAGCUCGAACCAUCACAGUGGCCGCACCGCCUCUUCACCACCGGAGCAACAGCAAGUAACGUCUUAGGUCUCGCAUGUGGCAGGGAGUACGCCAUUUCAGAGGCCUCUGCACACCGCAGCGACCCUGUGUGCAGCGUCGGCGAGCUGGGCAUUGUUGAGGCCAUGCGCAGUGCUGGCAUCGACAAGCUUCAAAUCUUGACCACCGUUCCGCACUCUUCACUUGUCAAAGCCGCCGGGAUCUUGGGCCUUGGACGUGCGUCAGUGGUCGAUGUCGGCCUACCAACCGUUUCGCACAAGUUCGACCUUGCUCGGUUGAAGAAUCUGCUAGAGCAGCCUCGAACUGCUUCCAUCAUCGCCGUCUCCGCAUCCGAAGUGAAUACUGGACUGUUCGCUACCUCAGGAUUAGAAGAGAUGCAGGAGAUCCGUAAGCUAGCUGACACGUAUGGUGCCUGGAUCCAUGUCGAUGGUGCUUUUGGCAUCUUCGGGAGGAUUCUCACAUCGCCAGCUCAUUCCGACAUCAUCUCUUUCUGCGCAGGUCUCGAUCUCGCGGACUCAAUCACUGGUGAUGGACACAAGCUUCUGAAUGUGCCCUACGACUGCGGCUUCUUCUUCUCACGCCAUCGCGACAUUGCGAAAUGCGUCUUCCAGAACCCCAAUGCCCCGUAUCUCAGCACUGGAGCAGCCACUGAUUUGCUCGUAUCACCUUCUAAUGUCGGGCUUGAGAACUCGCGUCGACUGCGUGCGCUACCCGUGUAUGCAAACCUGACAGCCUACGGUGCGGACGGCUAUCGAGCUAUGCUUGAACGACAGAUUGAGCUGUCCAGGGGCAUAGCCGAGUAUCUCAUAGACAGCCCCGACUUUGAGCUACUCCCGGAAUCAGACCGAUCCAAGGAAGAGGUACUGAACGGCGUCUACAUCAUCGUUUUGUUCCGAGCCAAGGAUGAAGGUCUGAACAAGGAGGUCACCAGUAGAAUCAAAGCGGGUCGCAAGAUCUAUGUAUCAGGCACUGCAUGGGACGGCAAGCCAGCUUGCAGAUUCGCUGUGUCGAACUGGAUGACGGACGCACAGAGGGAUUUGCCGAUUAUCAAGCAAGUAUUAAGUGAGGUUGUCGAAGCGUGGAAGAAGACUUGAUAGAACCGUUGCUAUAUAACGUCAUAGAUCCAUAAUCGCAGCGUUCAACACGCCCAUAACAUGACUGUUUUCAGCAUGAGGGCCACACUUACAGAUCUUCCAUCUUGUACACCUCGUACGCAGGCUCCUCGUAUGGAUGCGCC